GUGGCCUCGGCAGAUGGCCUCAUCCAAUGGGCUGUGUCGCUACGGCGCCCGCAUCGACUGCUGCUGGGGAUGGACCCGGCGCUCCUGGGGUCACUGCCAACGUGAGUAGUGCCAACUCUACCGUGCCCGCUGCUGGGUUAGGGUUACCGGGGGCAACCAGGGUUACCGACAGGGGUUGCCAUGGGUUACCAGGGUGUAGUUGCUGGGGUCUAACCACAAUUGGGGUGUAGAAAGAGGAUUAAACACCAGUGUAGAAGACAUAUAGUAACUAAGGGCUCUGGAACACACUCUCCCAACGAGUACACGGCACACACACUCGUUCAUAGGCACAUACGUGGACAUACACACACAAAGUGUGAAAGCAGGACAUUCUUUGGGGGAAAUAUUGAUUCUUUCUGUACCGCGUUCUGGAAAACACACUGACAUUUUCACUGCUGCUGUUGAGUUUUCUGUGUUGGGGGAAAUAUAUUCUAGCCGAGAAUAAGGCUCUAAUGAGCAGAUUCCCAUUAUAAGCCUGUAGCCAUAUAAACAGAUAAUUGUAAAUGAUUGCCGUGAAUGUACAGUAUAUUUACUAAAUGUCAUUUAUAUGUAAAUGCAGGUGUGUAGGGAAUCAAUUUGGUGACAUUUUGAGUAAACCCAGUCAUGGAUUCAGAGGAUGCCCCUACUGUAAAUAUAUAUUGUUUUACUAGAAUGAGCCUACUUUAGCCUCAAUAUACCUCGUUUUACUAGAAUUAACAGUGCUACAGUAUUACAUUAUACCACCAUCUGAUAUUAUAUUGACCCUUAAUAAAAUAUCUAGCCCUAUGGUCAAAUAUUGACUCUUAUGGAAACAGAGAAGCAUUGGCUGCUGCCAUACUGUGUAAUUAUAUCCUGCAGAGAUGUGUGAAUGAUAUUAAUAGGGAGCGCUGAACGUGUCGAGCAGCCUGACAAAUGGGAGAUACACUGCAUGGCUUGGUGCACACAUGAUGAUACAGCUGUUGCUUCGGCUGCGGAAGUGUGAUGGGUGACACAACGGGCUUACUUACGCACAACAUGUAGAGAGUAGACUGAGAGAGAGAGACUGGGCUGCAUGUUGGCUCCGCCUCUGUCAAUCUACUAACCUAGAAGCCUUGGGGGUGGGGGGGUAUAAUGCUUCAUGUCAUAGUUAUAAUACUUCAUAUCACCUUCAUAACCUUUCACCUCAUGUAUUUUGUUGAGCUGUUUUGUUUUUGUUGUUUUUUUGCUAAUCACUUGUCAUGACUCAUGCUAUAAUCAUGCUAGAUUUGUUGGUGUUUGUUCAUGUUGUAUUUUUUUUAGACAAAAACUCAAAUGGAACACUGCUGGUCCCUGUCCAAAGGUAUUUACUUCACUUCAAGGUCUAUUGUUUCCGUUUGGCACUGGGCCCUGUUAUGGUAGCCUGGUCCCAGAUCUGUUUGUGUUGUCCUACAAUGACCAGAGAAGCUAGCAAGACAGUACAUACUGACCUGGGACCAGGCUACUGUAAUGGCGGCCCGCCUAGUGCCCUUUCCUUCUCCCCUAGGUGAGGGUGUUGAGCUCAGUAACCUUCACUUGGUUUAGGUUUGGCAUCAGGCCCUCCUUUCAGACGCUCUGUUACAGCGGUCGACCUAGUGCCCUUUCCUUCUCCACUAGGUGAGCGUGUUAGUGUUGAGUUGAGUAACCUUAGUGCCUGUAGGUCCACUUAUCGUGUCAGAUGAACAUUCUGCCUCAACGCCAGCUGACUCUCCUCUUUAUCCCUCGCUCCUCAUUUGAGGUGAAAAGAAAAACAGAAUAUGGUAAUUGCAUUCUCACAUAUACCCUAGCUUGAGAAAAACAAGUUAUGGUAAUGACAUAGCUACUCAGACUGAGAGCCAGACCAAGACUGUGCUUGGAGGGACCUCAAGAGACGAGGCUCAAGACAAAGUAGCAGAAUGGGAAGCAUUUGCGGUUGCUAUUAUUUGCGACAGCCAAGGCCCCAACAUGUCGCUAGGCUAGAUAGCUAAGAGCUCUGCUGUCGUGUUGGCAGGAAUCACUGUACUCAAUAAGUGUUGCUUCCUGGUCAUUUUGGGCUUGGCUCAGGUCCUCCCAGCUGUCCAUGUUGGAUCAAACAGGAAGAGGAAGUUAGCUCAGUUUCUAGAGUAGAUAGAAAAUGACAUCAUUGAUCAGACAAAAUAUAUUUUUUAUUCUGUUUGGGUUUAGCGCCAUCCUCUGCAUUGAUUGGAAAUUAAUUGACAGGUGAAAACAAUAUGGUGGAAUCAAGCCAAUCAUAAGGCUGUCUUUCACCUGGUCAGUUAUUUCAGAUCAGUGCAAUGAAGGAGAAGACAGGAGGCGAGGCGAGGAGUGGACAGAGUUACUAGACAAUUGAGAAAUAGACCAGAUCUACAGUGACAAGGAUUAGUGGAGUAAGCCUUGUUUAAGCUUGAUGUUUGAUUGACAUGUUAAAGUCCUUUGGGUGAGUAGAUACCUUUGACAGGACCUUGUUUCUGUUCAUUAAACAGCAGUGUGUUAUCUGGCGGUGUUCUCUAACACUGUUUCAAAAUACCCAUCAGGAGUCUCACACAUUCCAUGUCAAGUUCGAUAAAACGUCGACUUCACCUCGGAGAGUUGUCCCCCAUCUCGGCAAAAGCUACUUUUACCCACCACCUGUUUUUGAAGGAAACCAUAUCGUUUUCCGCCAGCCAUCCGUCUCAGCCGUUGUGAUAAAUCAAUGCCAUAGGAGGAAAACCAGAGUGUUCGCUAACACCUUCAAAUGCCCCCGACCAAGCGUACCACACGAGUCCAAUCACUCGAGACCUCAAUCAGAACUCCAUCAUGCCGCCACAGGGCUGAUUUAAACUUCGAGAGACGGAGGGAGGCCAGUCGUCAUGGAUUACAGAUUACACCACUGCAGUUUUGGGGCCGGCCCCGGAGAUUAGAUUGGCGGUGCUAUUGGGUUCUGGCUGUCUCCAGCCCUGCAAGAGUUCAAUGAUCGGUCUGGGUGACUGCUCACAAAGAAUGGAGAACUGGAAUGGGUCUGCCCAGAAUUUAAAACUCCCUGUCCCCAGAACUGAGAGAGAGAGAGGAGAGAUGGGAGAGGGAGUGAGUGGAAAGAGUCAGAGAGAGAGAGAGUGAGAGAAAGGGAAAGAGAGAGUGGAGAGAAAGAAAGAGAGAGAAGAGAGAGAGAGAGAGAGAGAGAGAGGGACAGAGAGCGAGAACUGAGAGGGAGAGAGAGAAAGUGAGAGCAGACUUGGAGAUUUAUUAUAGGCCAGCUCCAUUGGCACUACACUGACAUGUUAUGUGAUUGGGUGGUUUAAAUCACAGGCGGCGUUACUUUACUUUAACCAAGUGCCACCAUAAACAGAGAUGCAUUUACCUUGUUAAGCAUCUGUAGUAUAUCUCCGAUGAUUGCAUACACAUCCGAAUGUGCCUCAGGUUUAACUCACUGUCAGGAUGAGAAUAGAUCACUGGCAAAGCUACAAAUUUCUCUUAGCCCUCGCGUCCUAGUUGUUUAGUCAUAACAAGCUCUCGGAUUAGACUCAAAUUAUGACAAAGAGCUGCAAUGAUUCAAACCAACACUAGACAAAUUACACAGACGGACUGUGAUUUAAAAAUCAAAGUCUCAAUUGCAUCCUAUUCCAUCUCUCUCUCUCUCUCUCUCUCUCUCUCUCUCUCUCUCUCUCUCUCUCUCUCUCUCUCGUUCUCUCUCUCUCUCGUUCUCUCUCUCUCUCUCUCUCUCGCUCUCUCGCUCUCUCGUUCUCCUUUCUCUCUCUCCGUCGAACUGGAAAGUCCCAAAUUAACUCUCUUACUGCUUUGAUCCCAGAUUUCGGAAAGAAAUCCAAGAGGAUUCCGAUCUUCAGUGCAGUUGUCCCCGAGACUGUUUAGUCGGUUUCCCUCUCGAAGUACAAAGUAGCUUAGAUUAGGAGAGGACUUUUAAUUGGUAAUGGAAGCCAAUGAGUAAGUGACAAAAUGAGUAAGCUGAUACAGUUUAACCGAUACCCUGGCCGUGACCCUACACUCUGAGGGGGUCUCAGGGGGAGUUAGGAUAUGCAAAAAAACACUGAUCCAUUCAAUAGAAACAUAAUCAUGUAGUUUGAUCUGUUAGUGAUAAUGAGGUAAAAGAGACAAGGAAGGGAAGGUCAUAAAGAAAUACAUGGAUUCUGAAAGGGAGAAAUCAAUAGAUUGUGUUUCAAUUCAAAGUAGACCGUCUGAUCUUUGAUAGGAAGGAUCAAAUACUUUGUCAAAUAUCAAUCUGUUCAUACCUAAGCACUUGUAGCAAUUAUUUGUCAGACACAGAAAAAUAUGCUGCGGCCUCCUUCUAAAUGUGGUGACGGUGGUGGUAUUUUUAUCCAUCAAAGGAAUGGAGGAGGAAAUUGAAUUGAACCACAGAAUCUGCUGCCUGUCAGUGUGUUAGAAGCGUGGAAAACACCUUAGCUUUCUUCUCUCGGCUUGUGAUGUGAACGUUCCACAAAUAUGCAAUUAGCCAGCAUGAUGCCAUGCAUAAUCUCUGCGGACACGACGGCACUAUUUGACCAUAAAUUGAACAAAUUAAAGUAUCUAAACUCCAAUUUGUAAACAUAUUUCAAACAUAGCUAUUAGCUACUAGCAACAUUGCGUGAUGGGAAGCAUUCCUUCUCUAUGGAGCUCAUCCUAACUUCCAUUUAAGUUGAAUUUUCACUUAGUUUCCCAUUGACAUCAACGCAUUACUAGACUUAAGUGGAAGUUGGGAUUCACCCCUGGGCUUACAUUUAAUGUGAUUGAUCUAAACUUAAAUUUGGAAGUAUAUUCAAGAUGUAGCUACUAGCUACAUUGCAUGUUGCGAAGGGGAAGUGACAUCCGACGCCCAUUCUCUGUGGUUGUAACCAUGCAAUGUGUGAGACUCCUAGGUGUUUGCUAUGCUGUGUGCAUCAUUUCAGGAAUGCUCUACUCGUUAAAAAGCGACCUGAGCUCGGCUCUCCGGCUCUCUCAUGCCAUCUUUCUUUUCUCUCAUCCAACCAAAACAAAACGCCUGCUGGAAUGUUCUUUUCUUUGUGUUUGCACAUUUGUUUUGCAGCAGGUGUCUUCGCUCUAACCCACAGAGUAGUCGGGAGAAUAAGGUGUCCGCCACAAGGUUAGCUGCUCCACAUAUUUCUUUAAAAUAAUUAUUGGCAAGAUGUGGUCCUGAAGGCAGUGAGGCAAAAACAUCGUCUGAAUCCUGACUUCACUGACUUAUUAAUAGUCACCUCCCCCCUUCUCCCCCAUCCUCCCCCCUCCCUCAUCCUCUUGGCAAAGACAUAUCUCCUCCCCUUCUGGCUUGAGAACUCUGUGAACAUUUUGCACUCUCUGGUGCCGCAGCCACCAUUUGGCGUUCACACCAGCAGCAUGACUGAGAUGUUUGCCGUUCACACCAGAAGCAUGACUGAGAUGUUUGGCGUUCACACCAGCAGCAUGACUAAAUGUUUAGUUAUUCAUUUCCUGUCAGUUUGAUAUCCUUAUAGAAACUAUAUACAGCUGUCUAGUUAGUACAUGAAAACUUCAUCAACCAAGAGCCUAUGUAAAGUAAUUGUGGUUCAAUGUAGAUUACUUCCCAAUCUUCAAAAUGGUACGCCUACAUCAGGGAUUAUAUAUUGUUAGGAUUAUUUAUGUUUUUUUUGGGGGGGGGGGAUUUACUGUUGCACGUUAAAAUAGUAGAAUUCACAAGGUGCAAUUACAAAAUGUGGGUGUGCAUCAGCAGUUUUCCUCUUGUUGCGUCAGUCACUGACAGUCACUCAAUUAGCCAUGUCAGCUAAAGUAUUUUAGAUUGGUAAGUUAGUCUAGCGGCCAGCUAUCUAAACUUAGUAAUCAUGGUCGAAUUACCGGCCAGGGGGCCCCCAUUGAUUUUCUUAUUCAGUCUCACUCAGAUACUGUAUCAUAUUAAAAAUUGAUGCAAUUUCUCUCCACCCUGUGGCAAAAUGUGUAGAAUUACAGGAAAUUAGCUGUAAAAUAGCUAAUUUUCCUCUCUGCCCCAUGGCAAAAUGUGUAGAAUUGCACGAAAUGAACUCUGCUGUCAAGAUGGGGAAUGCUAAAAUGUUUUUCUAGCAAUGUGGUGGGGGGGGCUACAUGUACAUUACCAGUCAAAAGUUUGGACACACCUACUCGUUCCAGGGUUUUUCUUUAUUUUUACUAUUUUCUACAUUGUAGAAUAAUAGUGAAUACAUCAAAACUAUGAAAUAACACAUAUGGAAUCAUGUAGUAAUCAAAAAAGUUUUAAACAAAUCAAAAUAUAUUUUAUAUUUUUGAUUCUUCAAAUAGCCACCCUUUGCCUUGAUAACAGCUUUGCACACUCUUGGCAUUCUCUCAACCAGCAUCACCUGGAAUGCUUUUCCAACAGUCUUGAAGGAGUUUCCACAUAUGCUGAGCACUUGUUGGCUGCUUUUCCUUCACUCUGUGGUCCAACUUAUCCCAAACCAUCUCAAUUGGGUUGAGGUCGGGUGAUUGUGGAGGCCAGGUCAUCUGAUGCAGCACUCCAUCACUCUCCUUCUUGGUCAAAUAGCCCUUACACAGCCUGGAGGUGUGUUGGGUCAUAGUCCCACUAAGUCCAAACCAGAUGGGAUGGCGUAUCGCUGCAGAUUGAUGUGGUAGCCAUGCUGGUUAAGUGUGCCUUGAAUUCUAAAUAAAUCACUGUCACCAGCAAAGCACCCCCACACCAUCACACCUCCUCCUCCAUGCUUAAUGGUGGGAACCACACAUGCGGAGAUCAUCCGUUCACCUACUCUACGUCUCACAAAGACACGGCAGUUAGAACCAACAUUCUCAAAUUUGGACUCAUCAGACCAAAGGACAGAUUUCCACCGGUCUAAUGUCCAUUGCUUGUGUUUCUUGGCCCAAGCAAGUCUCUUCUUAUUAUUGGUGUCCUUUAGCAGUGGUUUCUUUGCAGCAAUUUGACCAUGAAGGCCUGAUUCAAACGUAGUCUCCUUUGAACAGUUGAUGUUGAGAUGUGUCUGUUUCUUGAACUCUGUGAAGCAUUUAUUUGGGCUGCAAUUUCUGAGGCUGGUAACUCUAAUGAACUUAUCCUCUGCAGCAGAGCUAACUCUGGGUCUUCCUUUCCUGUGGCGGUCCUCAUAAGAGCCAGUUUAAUCAUAGCACUUGAUGGUUUUUGCGACUGCACUUGAAGAAACGUUCAAAGUUCUUGAAAUGUUCCGUAUUGACUGACCUUCAUGUCUUAAAGUAAUGAUGGACUGUCGUUUCUCUUUGCUUAUUUGAGCUGUUCUUGCCAUAAUAUGGACUUGGUAUUUUACCAAAUAGGGCUAUCUUCUGUAUACCACCCCUACCUUGUCACAACACAACUGAUUGGCUCAAACGUAUUAAGAAGGAAAGAAAUUCCACAAAUUAACUUUUAACAAGGCACAACUGUUAAUUGAAAUGCAUUCCAGGUGACUACCACAUGAAGCUGGUUGAGAGAAUGCCAAGAGUGUGCAAAGCUGUCAUCAAGGCAAAGGGUGGCUACUUUGAAGAAUCUCAAAUAUAAAUAUAUUUUGAUUCGUUUAACACUUUUUGGGUUACUACAUGAUUCCAUAUGUGUUAUUUCAUAGUUGUGUUGUCUUCACUAUUAUUCUACAAUGUAGAAAAUAGUAAAAAUAAAGAAAAACCCUUGAAUGAGUAGGUGUGUCCAAACUUUUGACUGGUACUGUAUGUUGGUUUCUCUGUCAUGGUCCGCCCAGGCCGCAGGCGUGGUCGAGGAUAGCAGGGUUCGGUACACAAAUCGGGUUCUCGGUAGGUCCAGGUCCAACAGCCAACAGGUUAAUACAUGAUUCCAUACUGUAUUCAAGUGGGACAGUAUAAAAAUAUCCAGCUUUUCUUCUACCCAAAUACAACGAUUUUGACAAUAUCAUAUACUGUAUCUUAACAUUUGAACUGUCUUUGCCAAACACUGUCAAGUUACAGUAGUUAGCGAAAUUUAGCUGGGGCAUACUUCCUCAUUCCAAUGAAGACCGCAAACAUCUGAUGAGACCCGCAGAGACCAAAAGUAGACCAACAUCCUCAGCAUAGACACCAGUAGAUAGUAGUAGCGCUGACGGCAUCCACGUAUUCCUAUGGAAAACUCCCAAUGGCGCAUGAAGCCGGAAGUAUUUGAAUUUGAAGCGUGCCAUAUUGCUGAAAGGGGUUGAAUGGCACCAAGAAAUCGCUAAGGAUCAUGGUGAAAGUGGCCGUAACUAGCAAAGGAUCAUGGUCGAUGUAGUCGUUUUCAUCCUGCCUGAGGGAGUCAACUCAACCGAGCGCGAGCCUCCUUGUAGCCUGCCGGCCCGUGAUUGGUCUGUGUCAGCACCUGGUCUUGUGUGAUGACAAAUGUAGUAGUCAGAAUGGAUCACUAUUUAAUUAAAUAUCUUGAUUUGUUCGACCGUCAGAAUUGAACUUGAUCAUAAUAAACUAAUAUUAGAGGCCAAAACAUCCGUACAUUUUUUGGCUUUCUAGGGCAGACCAGGGCUUUUGGCACCACUAGGUUGCUACGCAGUAGUUGACCAGCAGAGCUCGUGACUUCACGCUCCAGACCGGACACUGGGGUCCUGAUUCUUAGAUGGGCCCUAGGGAUGGAUGGCCAGAGGAAUGCCUGACGCAAACUGGUGUGAAGGGGUGUCAUCAGUAGGUAUUCGGGGAACGAGAAGCGCGUUGAAAUGGGCCAUGUGUUGCUCCUCUACGGUUGCGGUGGCCAUUUUUAGUUCCUCAUGUCGUUUGAUGUGGUCUAAUGAACACAGGGUAUUUCCCUGGGCCGCACCGCAGAUUUAAAAAUACCAACCUUUCUCUGAACCCAACAGCCUGGGAUGGGUUACUUCUGAGCAUGCUUGUCCUCAUACCUCUGUGGAAAAAUGUAAAAUAAAACCCCUCACAGCUCGUGACAGUGACCGUGUCGGCUGUAUUAAUAAAUGAUUUCAUCGACUUUAAUCGGCCCUGAAUCGCUGACCAGAUAAGGACUUGUACUUGACCUAACAAAUGUCCCACGGACUAAGUUUUACACGUUUCCCCGAGUCAGCUCCCCCCGCCAAAUUAACUCAACCCCUUUUUUGUUUUUAAUCAGCGGCGUAAUCUAGCGGUUUCACAGCUCACCGGCAUCCUCGCGUUAACACCCUACCUCAUACUGUGUAUCCCAGGUUUGGAAAGUGGGCUAACGCUGUCUUUUCUAUUAGAUUACACAUUCUAAUAAAGUAGAAUGAGACUAGACGAUGCUAUCUCCUCCAGGUGAAGGAUUCCCCACUAAUGCUUGUGAAUUCAAUAUGAACAAUGUUCCAAGCCGAAAUAUGAACACUAUCCCUCUAUCAACUCCAAUGCCCCAUGCUCAAAGGUUUAACCGCCGCAAUGAUACGCUUCAUAUAGCUACCUAAUUCGAUUUCAAUUGACAUUUUGUGAAUGGGCAUUUUGUGUAACCUAUAUACAGAUGUAGGAUCUUAAUUUGAGGCAGUUUGCUACAGCAGGAAAGUUAUCCUUCAGCAACAGGAAAUGUGAAUUAUUAUGUGGAUUAUGAUGAACAUACAUUUUUUGUAGGGGUUGAUACAUUUUCUAUUAAGGAAAAUCAAGUCUGAAAUGUAAAAGGUGAAAACUGUCGAUGUGCCCUUGAGCUAGGCCUAAUUGCUCUUGUAAGUCGCUCUUGAUAACACCGUCUGCUAAAUGACUAACAUGUAAAUGUAGAUGUAAAGUGGAAAUUACUAACUUUAGAAUACUUUUUAAACCUUGAAUACACUACAAGUUUACAUUUCCUGCUGUGCAGGGAAAUUCUCAGCAAAAAAAUAGUGAUCAAAUUAAGAUCCUACAUCUGUAGGGUGUACUUUCAGUGCCAAAAUUAAACUCUUCAUGCUUGCUUAUAUCUUUAUAGUUAAGCAAUGCUCAUAGCCCUCUGUACAGUUCCAUUGUCUAUUGCCACUAAGCAUCAGUCAUGAUAUUGAGUCUCCAUAUCACUGUUUCCCACUGCACCUCUACAUUGUACUUCACAUACAUUUUUUUUACUUUAUUUAACCAGGUAGGCCAGUUGAGAACAAGUUCUCAUUUACAACUGCGACCUGGCCAAGAUAAAGCAAAGCAGUGUGAUAAAAACAACAACAACACAGAGUUACAUAUGGAAUAAACAAAACGUACAGUCAAUAACACAAUAGAAAAUCUAUAUACAGUGUGUGCAAAUGUAGUAUGUUAUGGAGGUAAGGUAAUAAAUAGGCCAUAGUGCAAAAUAAUUACAAUUUAGUAUUAACACUGGAGUGAUAGAUGUGCAGAAGAUGAUGUGCAAAUAGAAAUACUGGGGUGCAAAUGAGCAAAAUAAAUAACAAUAUGGGGAUGAGGUAGUUGGGUGGGCUAAUUACAGAUGGGCUGUGUAUAGGUGCAGUGAUCGGUAAGGUGCUCUGACAACUGAUGCUUAAAGUUAGUGAGGGAGAUAAGAGUCUCCAGCUUCAGAGAUUUUUGCAGUUUGUUCCAGUCAUUGGCAGCAGAGAACUGGAAGGAAUGGCGGCCAAAGGAGGUGUUGGCUUUGGGGAUGACCAGUGAGAUAUACCUGCUGGAGCGCAUACUACGGCUGGGUGUUGCUAUGGUGACCAAUGAGCUAAGAUAAGGCGGGGAUUUGCCUAGCAGUGAUUUAUAGAUGACCUGUAGCCACAUAAUGACGGUAUCAGGCGCACAACAAACUUGUGACAAGAUAAGUGAGCUCACCCAGACGUGUCCAAUCAUGAUGCGCACACGCACACUCACCCCGCCGCCCGCCACAAACACAUAUAACCUCCCACCCCCGUCUCCAACUCCCACCGUAGGAAUAAUUAACGAGCCUGAUUGGUCCCUAUUAUGACAGACUUAAUGAAGCUUUUAAUGGAAAUUAGUACCAGUUGGCUGAGGCCCCUGUAUAUCAGCCACAGUUAGUAUGCUGCAGUGAACACAGUGAGCAGCACAGUUAGACAGAACAGAAAGCAGAGCAGGGCAAGCCACCAGCUCUGUUUCUGCAUCCCAAAUGGCACCCUAUUCCCUAUGUAGUGCACUACUUUGGAAGGGGGUACAAUAGAGCUCUGGUUAAAAGUAGUGCAUUAUGUAGGGAAUAGGGUGGCAUUUGGAACGCAAGCCGUCUCCAACACCAGAACACACAGAGAUACUGUAAAGCUUUACUAUUCCCUCAAGUCUUAAAGCCUUCAGCUGCCCUAAACAACACUUCACACAAUGGACAACCAGCAGCCAGAAAAUAUUCACUGUUUUAUGUUGUUUCUACUGCCUGAUACUGAACAUAAUGUUCAAGGCAAGCGUUUGCUUUUGUGUGCUUUAACGCCGUGCUAAUAGUGAGGUAUUAGGCUAUUCGUAUCGUUUAGCUGUGUUGGCCAUUUUCCAAAAUCAAGACUUCAGUGCUCUCACCAAGUUCAAGCUUAUGGCUUGUACGGUUUGAAAUGGAUAAAAAUCAACAAGGAAAAGGGUUUCUCCCUCCCAAUGAGCCAGUGCUGUACAGUAAUACCGUUUAUAAGUUAUAUGAAAACAUGGUUUCACAUUAAAAUGUUAUCUCUGGACAUUGUUGAACUACAAUUCCCAUCGCUCCUAAUCCCAACAAGUAUGACACACAUUGUGCUUGCAUUGUGCUACUUGGUAGAUCAACAAAUCAAAUUAAAUAAAAUGUUAUUUGUCACAUGCGCUGAAUACAACAGGUGUAGACCUUACAGUGAAAUGCUUACUUACAAGCCCUUAACCAACAAUGCAUUUUUUUUAAGUAAGUAAGAAAAUAUUUGCUAAAUUAUUUGAUAAAAAAUCUAAUAAACUUAAGUAGAUCAACAGUAAUACACACCAAGGAACUGAACAAGUCAGACAGGAUUAAACGCUUUCUCAUAUCUGAUCUGAGACCAGGGCCUGUAUUCAUAAAGUGUCUGAGAUUGCUGAUCUACGAUCAGUUUUGCCUUUUAGAUCAUAAUGAAUAAGAUUGCAUAGACACGGGGCACCUGAUCCUAGAUCAUCACUCCUACUCUGAGAUGCUUUAUGAAAACAGGCUCUGAGUGUGUGCCGGGAAAUUGCUCUUCUCACUUGCCUCUUUCCUAUCUAUGGGAAUCCUCCCCAAACAGCUCUGUGCCAGCACGGGUGUAAGCAUGGAGACUGCGUCGGACCCAGCAAGUGCAAGUGUCACCCCGGCUUCACUGGGAAGACCUGCAAUCAAGGUAAGACCAGUAACUGGGUUGACGUUGUGAUCGUGACAUUGUGACGCUUGACGACGUUGUGAUUACACCCUACACUAAGAUUGGAUAGACCAUUUGGUGUCUUCUGUGUGAAAAUAUACGGUACCUUUCAUACUCCGAGAGAGAGAGAGAGAGAGAGGGAGAGCGCCAUAGUGAGUUAGUGGUCGUUCUAAUCUGAGCCAGCAUGCCUUUACUCAGUGCUUCAAGGGCCCCUUCAUCCACCUCCAUCCAGACCUGCUGACAUUAACAUUUUCCAAAGGAAACUAAUGGAAGUCAAACUUCAACCAGCCCUGAGCGAUGGCAUGGUAAUCAUUGUUUAUUGUCUACAAUGCACAUAUACAUAGCAACAGGAACAGGCGUAUUAAUGUUGCCGUUUUAUUCAUUGAUUCAUAGCUGAUGCAGGAUGCAGGCUAGCUCUCUCCAUAGUAGUUAGAUUCUAUAAUCACACAGGGGAGGGUGGUAGAAAAAAGGCCUGAAUCAGCACAAAUGGUAAUGCCUGCUGUGUGCCGGGACCACACACACACACACACACACACACACACACACACACACACACACACACACACACACACACACACACAGUGAGUGAUGCCUGGAGUGCAACCUCCCUCUGCAGAUAACAUCUCAAUUACUGUCCUGAGAUAACUCAGAGAGCAGGCUGAAAAUGCAGCGCAAUGAGUAGCCUACUGAGAGUUACAAUACAGUGAGAGAGUGUGCAUGUGCCUCUGUCUGUCUCUGUCUCUGUCUGUGUGUGCCUUUGUGUGUUACUCGUGUGUGUGUGUGUGUGUGUGUGUGUGUGUGUGUGUGUGUGUGUGUGUGUGUGUGGGAAACAGAGAUAAAGAUCAAACUUGAUUGAAAAUAUUGAAUUGAAUGACCCCCUCAGUCAGGGAGGGUUAGUUUCUGGUAAAUCUGAGUGGCUUGAAACUACUUGUGGAAUUCACGCCUUAAGACAGGAAUAGGAUAGCAUGUAAUUAAAAACAAGGAGAGAGAGAGAGAGGGGGGGGGUUGAAAUCCUUUCUGGAAUGUAGAAAUGAGUCAUUCUACAUGUCUCAGGCUAAGGUGGCUCAUGGCAGAUUGGCUAGACGGCUAAACUUUGACGUAGUCGCUAGAAAAAUAAGCAAGCAUGGGUCAUGCUCAUUAGUAACUAAAAGGAAGAUAACAGACUCAAACUGGGAGGGACUACUUAGACAGGUCCAAAAAAAAUCGUUUUCCGCUGCAAAAUGUUUUAAAACGUUUUCGUGCUCUAAUGAACACCUCCCUGACUUCGUUACUUCGACGAGGAUGGACGUUGCUCUUUUACCAAUAAUAAUAAUUAGACUUGUCUGACAAACUAUCAUUUAAAUAAUGUCAAAUGCUUAAGUGUGCAUGGAACUCAUUUGGCAAUUAAGUGCCUUAGACAAGCACUGACUGAAGAGCUCAUUAAAGGGGCAAUCUGGGGAUUUUUUCAAGCGAUCGAUCAUUUAGAGAUAAUGUAUGUCUAAUAGAGAUAACCUUCAGGGGCAUCAUUCCAAGUUGGCUCACAUCGUCGUAGAAACAUAAUUAAUUAUUCAAAACCUAUAGAUUGGAUUUUUUUUCUCCAUUCAAAGUAGUGAUUUGCUUUUAACCGUUGAUUUGCCAUUCUAAUGUCAGUCGUUGACACACUGUGAAUAUUAAUUUUCCUUUUCGCCGAUACUCGUUUGAUCUAUUUUAUGUUUAAUUCAUGUUCGGUUAGACACCCACUUAGAUGGUGACAUGAACUGUAAUGGUUUAAAUAGUGAUGUGGGGCUGUAAACACAGAAACAUGUAUACAAGCAGUAGCUACAAACACACACACACACAGUACAGUGCAGUGCGGUGCAUGCUCGGGGCUAGGCAUUCCUCUUCCGCAGUAACUGAGUGGUGAGAACAGAUGAAUGACCCUCAAGGCACUGUGAUUAACAACAGUGUUAAAACACCACAACACAGUAGCAGCAACAAGCGGGACCAUAGAGGUGAUCGUUGAGGAGAAUUCUCUCUCUCUCUUACUUUAAAGUCUCUGUCUAGAAUCUAGCUUGGUUAGGAACAUAACAUUGUGUUGCUAUUGUUCCCUGUACCACUGUAAUGGCAAGACCAAUGUCUACCCAUGAUCUAUUAGUAUUAGAGAGCAAUUAUUCCAGCAACUUAGUGUUAUGAUUAAAGUUAUAAAUUGUACAUUGCUAUUAAUUCAGUGUCAUGGAACAAACGUCCCCUGCAAUAACACCAAAUGUUAACAGCGUUUUGCUCUAUCGCAAUUAAUGAUCAAAAUCACGUCCAGCUUGUUUUGAAAUGUCAAUGAUUUUAUUUUGAGGAACGCCGUGACUUUCUGUGUUAAAGGGGAAAUCUGCAGUUCAAACUACAGAAGUAUCAAUCGCAGAUUGCCCCUUUAACAGAAUAACAUCUUGUCAUGGUGGGGCCAUGGUGUCGGGGCCAGAUGGGUACUGAUGCUGUAUCACACCAAAUCAAACUCAUUACCAAGAUAAUCCAGUUAGCACUGAGACGGUGUGCUAGACACACACUCCCCCUCGCUCCGUCACUCCCCGCAGAUCAAAAUCCCUUUAAUAAGAUUAUUAUUUUCUACGGGAGGUUUCAAUUAACCCCUUGUCUCUUGCUGUUUAGAUGCUAUUAAAAGGUCCUGUGAGGGAGCGAGCGCCAUGUAACAGUUUCAAACAUCAAAAGAAAUAUAUCUGUAAUCGAGUUGACAAGCCUCUUUAUACAAUUAUGCGACCUCCUCUCUCCAUUUAUUUCGCUCUCUGUCUCUCUCUUUCUCUCUACAUUUCUCUCUUUAUUUAUUUCUCUCUUUUGCUUUAUUUUCUCCCCCUCCCUCCCCAUCUCACUACAUCUCUCUCUCUCUCUCUCUCUCUCUCUCUCUCUCUCUCUCUCCUCUCUCUCUCUCUCUCUCUCUCUCUCUAUCGCUCUCUCUCUCUCUCUCUCUCUCUCUCUAUCGCUCUCUCAUAUACGUGUCAGCGAGCCAGCGGCGGUGGCAUCUCUCCAAAUAUUAUGCUUCACGUACCUCAAGUCGAGUACCGCUUGGCUUUCAUGUCAUCAUAAGCGCUUUCUAUUCUGAGAGCAUUAGCUAAUAUAAGAUUUGGAAGCAGCCUUGUACCUCUGGCACAAACAUCUGUAGUUAGAUGACGUUAAACACUCCUGUUUAAAAUCAACAGCUAGCUGUCUGUCUGUCUGUCUGUCUGUCUGUCUGUCUGUCUGUCUGUCUGUCUGUCUGUCUGUCUGUCUGUCUGUCUAUCUAUCUCUCUGUGUCUGUCUGUCUGUCUGUUUCUCUCUCUGGCUGUCUGUUUAGUUGGGGAGAUAUUUUUAAAGUUGAAAGUCAAACACUUCAGCUGCCACAGGAUUACAAAGGAUACUUUACAUGUCAUCAUAUAAUUAGCCUUGUGUCAACCAGGCCUUUGCAUUGCUCAAUUACCAUGUAGCAUGUAGUCUGUCCCAUUUCUCCUCCACCCAAGGUCACCUAAUGGUCAGUAGACAGAGAGACAGGCAGACAGGCAGGCAGGGAAGCAGAAAGACAGGCAAGUAUCCAGGUAGGCAGAGAGACAGGCAGGCAGACAGACAGACAGACAAAGUCAGGAAGGAAGGAAGGAAGGAAGGAAGGAAGGAAGGAAGGAAGGAAGGAAGGAAGGAAGGAAGGAAGGAAGGAAGGAAGGAAGGAAGGAAGGAAGGAAGACAGACAGACAGACAAGAGGCCCUGGACUAGACCAAGUUGGCAAGGAAGUAGUUAGACCAGGUAUUACUGGUCUAACUGGUUGGGUUAAUCAAGCCAGUCACUACACUCUCAAUAGCACACACAUGCACACACACACUCAAAUGCACACGCACACACGCACACACACACACACUUUGAACUCCAGAUAUACAGGCAGAGGGUAUCAGAAUCCAGACUGAUUACUCUCUCUGACUCCGAGACGCUAUUUCAUGUCAUCGCUGACACAAAGGAAUGCUGAAGGGAGGAGAAGUCAGAAAAAGAAGGAGAAGAAGGAGAAACUGGCUCAAUCUCUCUCUUUCAUUCUCUUUUUUUGGUGUGAUUCUAGUCUGCUCAUGUCCAAUUCCCACAAGUGUAAUCCUCUUUGCUGCAUAAUGUCAUUCUUGCUCUCCAGGAAUGCAGUCGUGGUCAGAGGUGUACUAAUCCCAGUGUGUGUGCGUGGGUGUUUUUCCCACCGGCGGCGAGAUCUCACUCUCUCUCCUUGUGUGUUGUUUUGUCUCCCCCUCCCCUAUUUAAGAAGAGGAACUGGACUAUGUAACCCCCCUAACAUGGGACAGUCACCCCCCUAUCUUUCUUCCUGUGGACCACCAGCCUCCAGCGGGGCUGUUGAUGGAGGGUGAGAUAAACUGUGGAACGUGAGGUGGUGAAGGGUGCCCUCCGCUCCCCGCCACACCCGCCACCCACUUUAUGCCCUCCGUAUGCCCCACAUGCAUGGCUCAGUCCUCUAUGGCUUGGGCCGAGGGAGAAUGAAUGUCCCCUCUCCCCUCUCUUUUCCUCCUCUCCUUCCCUACUUCUUCUAGGAGAGCCGAUGCCAAAGCCUGGCCUGGCAGCAGGAAUGACAGAGCGAACGCCAAGCAUGCCAUGAUGCCAAUAUGCCUCGCCACACUCUGCCUCUUGGCACCUGAACCCCCUUUCUGUUCUGGACUCCUUUUGCAGCACCUCGGUUUCCUAUCUUUAUUUUCAUCCCUAUAUCUCUCUCUCUGUCUCUGUCUCUCUCUCUGUCUCUGUCUCUGUCUCUGUCUCUGUCUCUGUCUCUGUCUCUGUCUCUGUCUCUGUCUCUGUCUCUGUCUCUCUCUCUCUCUCUGCUAUUCCCAAUUUCUUCCUUCAUCGCUCUGCCUCUGUUGUUGUUUUUCUUCCUUCCCCACACACUCUUAUUUCCCCUGAACUCUAGACAGCAAGUCAUUGGAGGGGGUUCCAUCACCGACAUGGAUUCUUAUGGUUUCUCAGCCACCUUAGAACAAUGGACCACUCUGCAUGCUCUUGACCAGAGAGCCCCCUGGGUGAUCUGUUAGCAAGUGAUAGUGGCGUGUCAGAAACGCACUGCCGACACAUACCUCGAAGCAGUCCACCCAAUAAAUAAGUUGGACUACUCUCUCCUUCUCCUCUCUCUCUUUCUUUGUCUCUAACACGUCUCUCUGUCUGUCUGUCUCUCUACCUCAUCCUCUAUUUCACUCUCUUCUCUCUCUCUCUUUUUCUCCCUCUCUCGAUGCAUCACUACAGUUCAUUGCCAGUGGAUAGUAAUAUCUCAGAGAAGGGUUUUACUCCACAGACACAUAGAACAGACCCCCAACACCUUGUCAAGUGGUGGUUCUAUCUCUCCUAUCUGUAAUCUCCUCCCUCAUCUCGCUCUCUGUCUCCCGUUCCUUAUCUCCUCCUGUCUCCCUCUAUCUUGUUGAUCUUCCAACAGGGAACAGACUCAGCCAGGCUGUAUGUCAUUUGGCUGCGCUAGUUGCUGCUCGGAGCUUGUGCUGUCUGAGAACGUGACCCAUUCCACUCCCAUCAUUCUCUUCAUUUACAUUUUCAAGCUUUUUUUCAGUUGUCACUGCCUGGGCAAGCGAAAUCCUGUCUCUCUCUCUCUCUCUCUCUCUCUCUCUCUCUCUCUCUUCUCUCUCUGUCUCUGUCUCUGUCUCUGUCUCUGUCUCUGUCUCUGUCUCUGUCUCUGUCUCUGUCUCUGUCUCUGUCUCUGUCUCUGUCUCUCUCUCUCUCUCUCUCUCUCUCUCUCUCUCUCUCUCUCUCUCUCUCUCUCUCUCUCUCUGUUUCUUGGCCUUUUACCCUUGUGUCUCUCCACAGCAGCUCUUAUUAGUGAUGAAGGUAGAGCUCCGGCAGACAAAGCAGGAGUGACAGUUGGAGAAAUGGCUGGCAAAUACCAGUUCCAGGGUUCUGAAUGUGUGUGCGUGUGUGGUGUGUGAUUACUGAACUGUCAGGGAGGGUACUGGCCAAAUGAAAGGUGAUAAUAAAAAAACAGGGAUGGUGACCAAAAUAGCAGACAGAAGUCUGGGAGGAGUUGUCGUUAGUCGAGAGGCCAUUUUGUCAUGUUUGUGUGUUUGGCCAUGUUGCUGAGCUAAUGAUAGUUAGCGGCAAUCACUGUAUGUCUGUAGUGACAGUGCUAACGAUGCUAACAAGACUGAGUUGAAGUGUUGGAAUUGUUCUUUGACCUUGAAACAAGUUUGAGUUACGUUCGGAAAGUUAACGAUGAAAAGGAUGAGGAUUUUUAUAACACAUUUUAAGCAGCCAAUAUAUCCACUGUCGUUAUCUCCCGAUGUAAACCUCAAUUACAUUGUUUCAUAUCACUCCAUUCUAUGUAUGAAUUCACUUUUUGACAAUAAAGAACACUGACAGGUGCUAAUGAUUGCCUCUCCAAAGAUACUCCACAAAGAGAGACAAUGUCUUUCUUUUUCUAGUACAAAUUACCAGGUAAUUGCGCCUUGAUUAGAAAUCUCAGAGCUGAAAUGGGCACUCCAGUUUCUCAUUCUGUCGAUGAUUUCAAGUUCUAUGUCUUGGUGGGAGUCGAUAUUUAAUAUGAUGACUUUGUCGCCAUCUCUUCUCGUUUAGUACUCAAGGGUAUCAAGUGUAAAAGAUAUGUUGGAUAUAAAACUGUAACAGAUUAAUUUGCUUGUGGGUUAAAGUAAUUAUUCUGCAUUUAGUAAAAUAAAAACAACUUCUGAACAUGUUUCAUUUACUAAAAUCUUAAUGGUUUUAUAUAAACCACUGAAACCAAUAGAGAAGCUUCUCUUAGAAACCAAUAGAGAAGCUUCUCUUAGUUGUUUUAUGUGAAUUAGUGCUAUUGGACCAAUGGAAGUGAAAACUAGACUAAUCAUAGUAUCUCAUUUACUGUAUUCUAGUAGGCCACAGUGUCCUAUUCUAAACUGUCCACAACCCGUUCUGUCAGACUGUCAGUCAACCCUUAACAUUUACUGCAUUGGAAAUUGACUUAAGCCCAAUGGCACAGCGGAGGAUUUAAACAGACCGUUUCUCCCCUCCACCAAUCACGGCGCUGACAUGACCUUAGCAGGCUAGCCAAUUCACAUUAAUACAGUGGUAUACGACCAAGGUACACUCCGCUCCUCCUCCCAUUCAUCUAUUUAAAUCUGUAGCAUCUGUCCGAUACAGACGGGCAUGCCAGCGGCCAAAGCGCCCAAAGAAUGCAUUCCCAUUCCGCGCAUUGCCCCAGAGCUAAAGAUGGCGCCACCCGUGGUUUUAGUCUGAAGUGGGCCAGGCCUAAAAACGACCAGCCACCAUGUACAGUUGAGAUGGAGAUCUAUUGUCAUGGCGGGCCUCAAUUAGACAUGGAAGGGGGCAUGACACAAGUAAUUUUUCCAACAAUUGUUUACAGACAGAUUAUUUCACUUAUAAUUCACUGUAAUGUAAAUGUAUCACAAUUCCAGUGGAUCAGAAGUUUACAUACACUAAGUUGACUGUGCCUUUAAACAGCUUGGAAAAUUCCAGAAAAUGAUGUCAUGGCUUUAGAAGCUUCUGAUAGGCUAAUUGACAUCAUUUGAGUCAAUUGGAGGUGUACCUGUGGAUGUAUUUCAAGGCCUACCUUCAAACUCAGUGCCUCUUUGCUUGAUAUCAUGGGAAAAUCAAAAGAAAUCAGCCAAGACCUCAGGAAAAAAAAUGUGUAGACCUCCACAAGUCUGGUUCAUCCUUGAGAGCAAUUUCCAAACGCCUGAAGGUACCACGUUUAUCUGUACAAACAAUAGUAUGCAAGUAUAAACACCAUGGCACCACGCAGCUAUCAUACUGCUCAGGAAGGAGAUGCGUUCUGUCUCCUAGAGAUGAACAUACUUUGGUGCGAAAAGUGCAAAUCAAUCCCAGAACAACAGCAAAGGACCUUGUGAAGAUGCUGGAGGAAACAGAUACAAAAGUAUCUAUAUCCACAGUAAAACGAGUGUUAUAUCGACAAAACCUGAAAGGCUGCUCAGCAAGGAAGAAGCCACUGCUCCAAAACUGCCAUAAAAAAAGCCAGACUACGGUUUGCAACUGCACAUUGGGACAAAGAUUGUACUUGUUGGAGAAAUGUCCUCUGGUCUGAUGAAACAAAAAUGGAACUGUUUGGCCAUAAUGACCAUCUUUAUGUUUGGAGGAAAAAGGGGGUAACUUGCAAGCCGAAGAACACCAUCCCAACCGUGAAGCACGGGGGUGGCAGCAUCAUGCUGUGGGGGUGCUUUGCUGCAGGAGGGACUGGUGCACUUCACAAAAUAGAUGGCAUCAUGAGGAAGGAAAAUUAUGUGGAUAUAUUGAAGCAACAUCUCAAGACAUCAGUCAGGAAGUUAAAGCUUGGUCGCAAAUGGGUCUUCCAAAUGGACAAUGACCCCAAGCAUACUUCCAAAGUUGUGGCAAAAUGGCUUAUGGACAACAAAGUCAAGGUAUUGGAGUGGCCAUCACAAAGCCCUGACUUCAAUCCUAUAGAAAAUUUGUGGGCAGAACUGAAAAAGCAUGUGCGAGCAAGGAGGCCAAUAAAUCUGACUCAGUUACACCAGCUCUGUCAGGAGGAAUGGGCCAAAAUUCACCCAACUUAUUGUGGGAAGCUUGUGGAAGGCUACCCGAAACGUUUGACCCAAGUUAAACAAUUUAAAGGCAAUGCUACCAAAUACUAAUUGAGUGUAUGUAAACUUCUGACCCACUGGGAAUGUGAUGAAAGAAAUAAAAGCUGAAAUAAAUCAUUCUCUCUACUAUUAUUCUGACAUUUCACAUUCUUAAAAUAAAGUGGUGAUCGUAACUGACCUAAGACAGGGAAUUUUUACUAGGAUUAAAUGUCAGGAAUUGUGAAAAACUGAGUUUAAAUGUAUUUGGCUAAGGCGUAUGUAAACUUUCGACUUCAACUGUAGAUGUUAUUUUAAUAUUGUUGGGUAGGUGUGGGGGUGCGUGUGUGUGAGUGUGCGUGCAUGCAUGCGUGUAUGUGUGUGUCACCCCCCCCCACACACACACACACUUAAAGGGAUACUUCUGUGUUUUGGCAAUGAGGCAUUUUAGCUACUUCCCCAGAGUCAGAUGAACUUGUGGAUACCAUUUUUAUGUCUCUGUGUCCAGUAUGAAGGAAGUUAGAGGUAGUUUCGCGAGCUCAUGCUAACUAGCGUUAGCGCAAUGACCGGAAGUCUCUGGGUAUCUGCUAGCAUGCUAGUAGUUCAUCUGACUCUGGGGAAGUAGAUAAAGGGCCUCAUUGCCAAAUCCCAAAGUAUCCCUUUAAGCUCUCCUGGUGGUCCCUGUUCUCCCAAGGGACCCUACUUCCAAGCACACUUCAAAAGGAGUCCACUCCAGGUGAAGUGCGCUAACAAAAAAAGUAACCCCUUGAAUUAUAGCAUUUUUCAACCGUGGACAUCAGUGCUCGUACGGAACACUUACUCAACCUCACUGUUAGUGUCUGUGUGUUUCAGACCAAUAUAAAGAUAAUGACUUGAGUUUUUCUCAGCAGUAUUUGACAGGUGUUGAGCCUUGGGUCUAACCUUAACAAGGGAUAGUUUUCUAAUAAUAUCUGUAUAGACUGGUAGAGGGUGUGUGCUCCAGACAUUUACAGUCACAAAAAGAAACACCCUGAAAUCAGCAAUGGAGUUGUCAAGGCGAUACACAACAGUAAUGUCACCAUCGGAAUGAAGUUUUAAAGGUUACGUACGAGGGAGGGAUUUGUUUUUACCAUUUGCAGCAUGUAAUAAAGCAGCUUGGUCGGUUGUAACAGCUGUUAACUGUGUCUUCCUGUGAAAAGAGGAGGAGAGGAGGAAGGUAGCGGCCGGGCUUGUCUGAACACGGAAACACUUCACUUCCUUUAGGCACUUACUCUCCACACCCCACCCCCUCCCAUACACACACCACACAAAUGGAUGAGGCUGGGUUUGACCCAGAUUGACCCUAUGCCCUUUGAUCCCUAUCCUUCCUCUCGUCCCCACACCUACUCCUUCUGAUAACGUUCUCAUGGUCUUCCUCUCCGUCACCCAACCUUGAGAAUACUCGUCCCCCACCGACCUUGAUCUCCUCUCUUCUCCUUCUCUCCGUCCCCACCUACCUCCUUCUGAUACCCUCUCUUCCUCCUUCCUCUCCGUCCCCACCACCUACUCCUUCUGAUUCCUCUCCUUCGUCCUCCACUCCAGACCCUCACCCAGCUACAGUGUUGAAGCCCGGCCGUUGCAAAACAGGUCUCCGAAGCACCAUACGGCUCAUGCUAUCAGUUGGCUACUCGCCUCAAUGAGCUGACAGUUGCUGAUGCUACGGGGACGUGUGGAAGUGAGUUGGAUCUGUCAUCUGUCUGGUCUGUGUGUAACGGUCAUUGAGGAUUGUGUGUCCUGAUGCUUUUCUUUGAAUCUGGUAUGAUUUUCUGUCGUCGUCUGUUGUCUUUCAUUCUCUUAGUUCUGUCAUGCCUGGUAGUUUCGGUUGCAUUUAGUCUGAAUGAUAUUCUGCUCUCGUGACUGUCUCUCUCUCUAUCUCUCUCUCUCUCUCUCUAUCUCCUUCUCUCUCUCUCUCUCUCUCUCUCUCUCUCGUUCUCUGUCUCUCGAUUUCUUCUCCCUCUCUGUUCAUAUUUUCUCACUCUCUCUGUCUCUCUCACACUCUCUCUCGCUUUCUCUCCCUCAUCUCAAAUGUAUUCACAUGAACGGCUGCUCUUUAAAGCCAUUAGAAUACUGUGCUCUCUCUCCAGUUAUGAAGUCCAUUUUCACAUCCACAUGAAGACCUUUGACAACACUACAGUCUCUCCUGCUGUGAUAAAAUGUUUUGAAGAAAAAAAAGUCUAAAUCCCCAUUCUAUCCACUCACCAUUACAUAUACAUUUGACAUUUUAGUCAUUUAGCAGACGCUCUUAUCCAGAGCGACUUACAGUUAGUGAGUGCAUACAUUAUUUUUAUAUUUUUCAUACUGGCCCCCCGUGGGAAUCGAACCCACAACCCUGGCGUUGCAAACGCCAUGCUCUACCAACUGGGCUACAGUUGCUGCCGGCCAUUCCCUCCCCUACCCUGGACGACGCUGGGCCAAUUGGCCGCCACCCCAUGUGUCUCCCGGUCGCGGCCGGCUACGACAGAGCCUGGAUUCUAGUGGCACAGCUAGCACUGCGUUGCAGUGCCUUAGACCACUGCGCCACUCGGGAGGGCAGGCUCUGGGUAGCCAGUAUGCAUCCUAAAUGACUAUAGGCAUUGGUCAAAAGUAAUGCACUAUAUAGGGAAUAGGGUACCGUGUGGGGCGCAUUCCCAAGUCAAAGAGACUGGGAUUACUUAAAAUGAAAAAUAUAUAGGAGAAGUGAACUUUAACCUUGCAUGUAAAAUGGGAUUGUUAUUGCUUAGCCCUGAAGGUAUUCUGAUUCAUCUUCUAGAGGAAAUAGUGUGUCUCUACUUGCCCCCCAGUAAGCUAUUUUUAUUUCUCCUUUCUUUUCACCUUUUGCAACCACACAAUCUAAUCCAGAACCUUAUCAAAGUAUGAAUGUGCUCACUUGAGUGUUCCUUUGAUGAAAGCAGUAAUGAUAUCGCCCCCACUUGAAUGUGGAGGCCCCCUCUUUGAGAGGGAAGGUAGUUUUGUUUUUCUGAUUAGAUUCUGGCAGCGCUCCCAAGGCCUCAUUUGAAUUAUAAAAAUUUAAAAAGGCUACCGUUGAGGCAGCGUUGAAUACGCUGAGUGUACAAAACAUUAAGAACACUCUCCUAAUUGAGGUUUGCCCCCCCUCAUGGACUCUGCAAGGUGUCGAAAGGAUUCCCCAGGGAUGCUGGCACAUGUUGACUCUAAUGCUUCCCACAGUUGUGUCAAGUUGGCUGAAUGCCGUUUGGGUGGUGGACCAUUCUUGAAAAAAUAAAAAAUAAAAAAAUAUGCCAUUUAGCAGACGCUUUUAUCCAAAGCGACUUACAGUCAUGCGUGCAUACAUUUUUGUGUAUGGGUGGUCCCGGGGAUCGAACCCACUACCUUGGCGUUACAAGCGCCGUGCUCUACCAGCUGAGCUACAGAGGACCACAGGAAUACACACAGGAAACUGUUGAGCGUGAAAAAUCCUUCUUUAACCUUGUCUCCUCCCCUUCAUCUACACUGAUUGAGGUGGAUUUAACAAGUGGCAUCAAUAAGGGAUCAUAGCUUUCACCUGGAUUCACCUGGUCAGUCUAUGUCAUGGAAAGAGUAGGUGUUCAUAAUGUUUUGUACACUCAGUUGGGCAGUUACCAGCCUCAUUCUUUCUCCCACAAUCUAUUCCAGAGUACCUGCUGCAGCAACAAACAUAGCAACUUUCAUUUCCUUUUUUGGAAAUGGAGUGGAAGAGAAGUGGGGGUGGGGGGGGGGCUCCACACAAAGAAAUGAUUUCAUGUUAUUUUGGAGAGCAGCUUGAACUCCUGUAAGACCAAUGAGAAUGGAACUGCAGAGUGGUGUUUUCAGGACAAACAGGGGGGGGGGCGAGAGAAGAGAGGAGAGAGGGUGAGAGAUGAGAUGGAAGGGAGGGGUGAGGGAGGACGGGAGAGGAGAGGAGAGUGAAGGCAGGCUAAGGGGGGUCGAAAGAUGAGGAGAGAGCAAGAAAGAUAGGGAGGCCGACGGAGGGUGAGAAAGGGGUGAGAGAUGAGAGGCGAGAGAGAAGACAGGGAGGCAGGGUAAGGGAUAAGGGAGGGGGACAGAUGAGCGGAGAGGGAGAGGUUGAAAGAGAGAGUAAGGGAUAAAAGGGGAGGGUGGCAGGGUGAGGAAGAGGUGAGUGAAGGGUUAGGGGGCUUAGGCAUCCGGCGAAAAGGACUCCGGGAGACAGGAAUAUAAUAAUGUGGGGUUAUCUGUUAGCCUGUUGUGUGUUCCUCUGAACACGUCAUCCUGGUUCAUAUUAGAACAGAUGUACUCUAGUCCAGGUCAGCCCAGGUCACUAAGCCAGGACCCUGAGAUACAGACUUACAAUGUAGGAUCUCUGUGUGUGGGUUUGUGGGUAUUUUGUAAGUGCCAACAUUCCAACUCUACCUAGGUUGUGAUCCAGGGUGUAUUGUUGUAAUUAAUCCUUGCUGUGUUUGUGCCUGCGUUUACGCACCCGUUUGUGUGUGUGUCCUUAAUGUUUGUGUGUGUGUUUGUGUGUAUGUGUGUGUUAACUAUCUAUAACCUGCUGCUGUAAACCCUCCAGAUACCCGUACCUGUGGCAUGGCCAACUGCCAGUACGGCUGUGAGGUGCUGAAGGGAGAGGUGCGCUGCCAGUGCCCGUCGCCAGGGCUUCAGCUGGCGCCGGAUGGAAGAACCUGUGUGGGUAUGUUCUGUUCUAGUGUUAAAUAUAUCAGCACGCACGUAAGCGACACACACACAACAAGGUGUGUGAGCCUUAUUCAAUUAUUCAAUGUCAGAAGCGUUACAUAUUUUAUUUUUUCAAAGUCUUGUCAGCCUUUGAAUUUGCCGAAAUUUGGUUGCCACAGAGCUCGAUAAAAUACCUUUGGCAGCAAUGAAAACACGAUAUAGAAAUAUCAAAUUAGACCCUGAACGGGGAAGACAGCAGCAGGGAGAAAAACCUACCUGAUAUUCUCAAACACUCUUCACUUUUUGCUUGUCCAUUGGCAUUCUGAUAGUCCUUGACAACCUCAACGGUGAUUCCCUCUCUCUCUCACGCUCUCUCUUUUUCUCUAUCGCUCUCUCUUUCUCUCUUUCUGAGCUACUAAUUACAUUUUUACUACGUGGAGACUGCAUAAGGGCCUUUCUUAAUGAAGGUGACUGACUGAAGUUCACUGGGAGUAAAACGACCAGGGAUCUCUCUCUCUCUCUCUUUUAAAUGCCACCACUCAGAUGAGUAAAUCUCAGAUGGACAAAUUGAAGCAGUUCAUCCGUGUCACAUCUAAAUGCAGGCUCUGUCGAUUGGCUCAGCUUAAAUACAAGCUCUGUCGAUUGGCUCGGCUGAGCCUUCCGGCGAUGCACACUAGUCACAGUUUGAGACUGAGGGGAGGCAGGGGGGGUGUGGCUUCAAAACAGAGGCACAUCAAUCAUUGUUGUAGAAGGAGAGAGAGGUUCCUAGCCCACAGGUGUUACAACGACUCUGGAAAUAUUUGAGGAGACCCCUUGAACCCUUUUCGGAAAGAGGAGUUUUUUUUUAUGGAAGAGGGUGUCUGCUUUAAAUCAACACUAAGGUCAAGGGUCACCAGAUAGAGUUGAUAGCUGUUCCAGGGUAGGAUGAUUUGGAUGAGUUAUAUGUCUGGUCCAGUCUACUAGUCGUGUUGUUCCUCUGGCAACUGAAGAAGCCUAUGGCAAGCCCAUGGCAAGCCCAUGUCAAAUCCCUCAGAAACUGCUAAAUAAAUCAGAAAUGCAAAAAUUUGACGUGGGCUAGGCCUAUAUUGACAAGCGAUGGAGAUUGAGAGGCGAGAAACAUGUUGAGGACAAUACGCUAUGAUUAAUGAGUAAUCCUGGGAUUAAUGAGUGCUAAUUAAUGAUUAACUCCUGCGAUUUUUGGAUUGUUCCAGAAACUAGACAGCUUCAUAUUUCAUUUUUCCUUCUCAUAAAAAUGGCCAAUUAAUCAAAGGGUUUGUCAGCAGAAAAAACAGCUAUCCAGAACUGAAUACAAGCCGAUAAACACUAAAUACGAAGUGAUUGAAUGAAACGGCACUGUUCUUUCUAGACGACCAGUUAUUUUCAUGGGUAGGUUUUCAGACAGAAAAGCAAUGGUUGAUUGGAAACCUUGUACACAUUUUGGCCUAUUGUAGGCUACUCUAUAGUAUGCAUCCAUCUUUCUCUUAGACUCUCCAUAACACUGUAUGUUUCAAGUUGGCGUAACUGUCAGAGUUGUUUCAAUCAUGCAACAUUUUACAGCACAUUAAAUAAAAUAGACUCACCAAAGCCAGUAGUCCUUUCAAUGUAUUCCUACCCAUGUAGCUACAGAGGUGAUUUGAGUCUACCCUGACAGAAUAAGCUCUUAAAACCUUCACAACCUUGGUGUGUAUUGUUCUGAUCGUAGGAUUUAAUGCAUAAUCGGCUUUCGUUCGUGUUUGAAUAAACCCAAAAGAGAGAAAAGUCCUGUGAAAGAGAGGAAGUGCUGUUCUUUUGAAAGAUGCAGAUUAAACUGUAGGCUAUAUUUAUGGAUUUAUUCAUUUAAUACAUACAAUAUGCGUUGAUGUGUUGCUAGCCAACCUUACACAUAGAUAAUUAUAUUUCCAUUGAUUUACAUGGAUAUAUAUGGCUUUGGUAUAGGUAAAACUAUAUGUAUAUUAAUAAUGAAUUGAAACCCUGAAGAAGGUAGGCUAGCUGAUUUAAACGUUGGUAUUUAUUACAUGUAUUGAAUCAGAGCCAUGAUAUUGUACAGCCCUCCCUUCUUAGUAUUAAUACCUCUCCUUCUAAGUAUUAAUAAAUAAUAAACUCUGAACUGUAGUUUAAUCUGUAAUGUUCUUACUUUCAGAUGUGGACGAGUGUGCGACCGGCAUGGCCAUGUGUCCCCGGUUCCGUAAGUGCAUCAACACCUUCGGGAGUUACAUCUGCAAGUGUCACGAGGGCUUCGACCUGCAAUACAUCAACGGGAAGUACCAGUGCGUAGGUACGUAAUGAGGUCAUCCAAGCUUCCACACGCCUUACCUGGGGUUUAAGGGUCAAAAGGUCAACAGACAGGCUUGUUGAAAUGUUGUGACCCAUCACUGAGUCAUCGCGUCUGGAGCGCAGGUGUUGUUUUUACAUUAAUUAUUUUAAGAGAGAGAUAAGAAGAAAGAGAGAGAGGGUGGGGGAGAGAGAGAGAGAGGGGGAGGGGAAAGAAAGAAAGAAAGAGCAUUACCUUUCUUUCUUUCUUUCUUUCUUUCUUUCUUUCUUUCUUUCUUUCUUUCUUUCUUUCUUUCUUUCUUUCUUUCUUUCUUUCUUUCUUUCUUUCUUUCUUUCUUUCUUUCUUUCUUUCUUUCUUUCUCUUUCCCUCCCUCCCUCCCUCAUACUCAGCUGUGUGGUUCUCCUGUCUUUCAGAUGUGGAUGAGUGCUCCUCAGGCCAAAACCACUGCAACAGUUUCGCCACCUGCUAUAACACGCCUGGCUCCUACAAGUGCAAGUGCAAAGACGGCUACAGGGGGAUGGGCCACGACUGCAAACGUAAGCUGGGCCACUGAAUGGCCCCACGGCCCCUCUCUUUUUAAAGGGGACAGGGCCCCCCUUUUUUAUUUUAUUUGGUCGUGUUUUUUUGAAGGCUGGAGGGUUGAAGAGAUUACGGGUAGGAAAAGUAGUCUGCAACUUAAGAGCAAUGGGCUGAAAUUCUUGUCUUUUGUAAUGGCUGUCACUCAUGAGUGAGAUAACCCCCGCCCCUUACCGUCUGGUACGGUCUUAAAGAGCGUCGACUCCGUCUUGACGUCUGGCCAUUGUGAUCUUUAAAGACAAAAAAAAAAAAGGGUCAGUCAAACAUCUCAUUCUUUUACUUCUUCGUCUGGCUGGUGUCUCCUUCCACUAACUUGACAGACCACUCUGAUGCCUGUCUCUUUUGUCUUUGUUGUCGCUGUUCACACAGCGGCUCAAUGGCAAAAGAAAAGUAAUCUAUUAUCAUUAUAUCCCCAGUAGUUUAAUCUUUUGACUGAACUGCUGUACGCCAGUCAGUGUCUGCAUCCCAAAUGGCACCCUAUUCCCUAUAUAGUGCACUACUUUGGACCAGAACGCUUAUAUGCCCUGGUCAAAAGUAGUGCACUUUAUAGGGAAAAGGGUGCCGUUUGGGAUGCUGCCAGUGUAGCUAGCAGCACACAGAACCCUCCCUCCCGCCUAGAGCACUGGCAGAAUCCCGACACUGGUAUUUGAAACAAUCUGUCGCCUUACCGUUCGGUGUGAUACAGAAGUGGCUUGAGGGGGAGAGGGUUGAUUUGCGAUAUCCUAUUUGUGUGUCACAUAUCAAAGCCCCUCUGUAACCCGAGAAAGCGUGAGCCGAGACUCUCUUUGAGGACUCUCUUUGAGAAGCCCCACACCCCUACCCUCACCCCCCUUCAGUCCUCAAUCAUGAAGCCCUUUUUCCUCAAGUUGUCCCUAAAUGCCUUUUCUACUCUGCCCUCCGACCUGUGGAAUGUGAGGACGUACAAUAGGAGAUGGGUCUCGUGUCUCUCCUUUAUGACACCAGAGGCUUUGUGGGUGAUCCUAAGGCAGGGAUUUUUAUAGGUGUGGUUGGUAUCACUCCACACAGGAAUACCAGCUAGCUGUCUGGCUGGCUGGCUGUCUGGCUUUCUAGCUGUCUGUCUGGCUGUUUGGCUGUCUGUCUGGCUUUAGCUCAGGGCUGAGAACUCUUGACUAAAAGCAACAGAGAGAAGGGUUAAUGUCUAUUUGGAAUAGAGGGAGCUGCUCUAUCAGGGGAUAAAGUGGAAAUGAACGUUACAAAAUGAAGACGGGUGAUUUUACUGAUGAGAGUGUAAUGCGUCUUGAUUAUAUGGGAAUGAUUUGGUUUCAAAGAUAAGAUCUUUAAAGUCCCUUAAUGAGGGGAAGUAUGCUUUAUGGAUACAGAGAUAAAGCUGGUUGCUUGGUUACUCAGGUAAAGUCAUUGCAGAUGAAAGAGCUGGCCUUUCUUUCAAAGGGUCAGUUGGUCACUGUAGUCACCACCUCUUAAUGUCUCAUUAACACCGAAGCAUUCAGGAUGGUGUUCAUUAAGCACCAAACAGAGAAAAUAAAUACACUGAAACAGGGAGGGACUAUCUGGACACCUCCAAUUAGAACCGCACAUUUGUUUUCUGUUGCAAAACAUUUUCAAAUGUUUUUAUGUUGCAUUCCCUAAUGAACACAACCCAGAUUUCAGUUGUCAAUCCAUUUCCUGUCUUCUUUUUCCUUCCAGCCAUUCCCAAGGUGGUCAUCGAUCCCCCCAGGUUCCCCCCGAACCACCACAACAUUAUCCCUGACUCAGACCGAAAGAGGACCACCACCACGAUCCGACCGCCCAUGACCGCCAAGAGAGUCACCCCCACCACCCCCAAAAGAACCACAACCACUCCCAAACCAACAACUACCACUACCACUACUACUAGAGCACCUACUACAGCCACACCACCACCACCACCCCCACCUCCUCCAAGAACGAUGCCCCCCGCCCCUCGUAAGCCAGUGGUCCCCACGAGACGACCAAUCAUACCCACCAGGAGACCCCCUGUGGUCACCCGUAAGCCAUACGUGCCCCCACGGCGUCCCCCCAUCCCCUCUCCACCGCCCCCCACCCGCAGGACACCCCCUGUGGUGCCCACCCGCCGCCCGCCACCCCCAAAACAGCCCGAGCCGGUCACCCCAGUACACAACACCAUCGAGAAGGAGGUCACCAAACAGAGAGGCGACGUCCACAGUAAGUCUGCUUUUUUGUUUUGCUUGAGAUUUACAUUGACUGUUAUGCGUGUGUGUAUAGCAUCCAUAAACUUCUGAAUUUCCACCUCAGCUACUUUUCAGCAGAUUUGAUUGGGAGAUUUGAUAAAAAAUAUAAAUAUGUGGUCAAGUUAUCUUGAAAAGAUGCUUGACAAGUUUCUGCAAACCGGAUGUGACCACAUUUGCAUAUCCAUAUUUAUUUCAGUCGCUUCGUAAUAUAUCAGGCAUGAUUGUGAAAUAUGUCCAUCCGACCAUCCCCAAUGACAGAACGAAAACACUUCACAGCAAAUCAGUUGUGAAGCGGUCCAGAGAAAAUGAAGUGUGUAUUAUUAUUAUCUUAACCCAUUUUCAACAGAAACUGGAGAACAUCUGAAUGCCAUUGAACUGAGGGGGUUUGUCAGUCUUUUGCCAAAGUAUAGUCUACUAUCUAUCUAGGCCAGUACAGGGGUGGCAAUAGAGGAUAGAGAAACAUUAUUUUAACACAGUUAAAGGGGAAUGGAAACACUUUAGGAAGUCAAUCUAAAUCCUAGUGUUUCCAUUCCCCUUUAAGGGCUCACCAUAUGAUAAUACCGUUUGCAAUGCAGUUAUUGACAAUAAUUCACCUAGUUGUUAUUGUACCAGACUUGACCUUACACAGUUAGCCUGCACUAGAACACACUAGCGUGGUACCAGAUCUGUCUUGUCAACUCCAAUGGUCAGUGUGACGUUAUAAACAGAUCUGCAAUCAGGCUAAUACUGGAUUACAAAAAUGUAAAAAUCACAGUGCCCAUUUGAACACUGUUGAUUAAAAGUCAUCGCCAAGGCCCUCUGACAUCAAUAGCCUGUGAGGAUGAAAGGGUGGCGGUGCAGCAGUCAUUGUGCAUGCUGGGAGGUGAGAUCGUGUUUCCCACCGACCUAGCCAGAUGGCCUCACAUAAUUAGAAAAUUAAAAAACUAGGAGGUAGAUUGCAUUCACAUCAGUUUGCAUUAUUUGGAGGACGACAUCAAUUUAUUCAGCAGAAUAGCCUCGGAGAAUGUCUUUGAAAUGUGUUGUUUGAAUAAGACGAGCGGGAGAGGAAAGGAUGUUGCCCUGGCGAUAUCAAUAGAAUAUUUUAAUUGGAUUGUGAUUCAAGAGGACAAGAAUGAUCGUCAAAGCAUAAGGAACUUGUCUGAUUAAAGUGGUUCAGAACUCGGAGGCAUCAGCUUGUUUGUACUGUAUGAUUUUGUUUACUUUUAGUAAAAUAAAUUAAAUUACGUUUAAAAAAAAUUGUAAAGUAAAAGUUAACUUUUAGUACUUUUAGCUCGGAAUUGGGAAUCUGCAGAUUGCCCUGUAAUUGUCUUGUUGCGAGCGCUAACCACUUUCUUGGCCCUGUUCGAAUCAUUUUGAAGAUGCAUCCUCCCUUCCAUUCCUUCCUUGAAGUGAUCACAGCAAAGAAGUACCCCAGGAAAACUCUGUCUUCUUACCCACACAAACAUUUCAGAAAUGUGUCACCAUCGGCUGAUCAUAUUCCUCUUUAAAGGGAUAGUUUUCCAGGUUUUUUUCCCCAAUCUUAAUUGUUUUAUUACCUCAAGAGUGUAAACACAGAUAUUCUGGAGUGCUAUUGUUGCAAUAUAAGUAUGAUUUUGGAACAGAAGUGUUUUCCAAUGAUUUUUUGUCCCACGUUCAUUCUCACAUCCCAGGCAUUCUUUAUUUCACACAGCUUUUCAUAAAGCUUUGAUUUCAAUUCUAAUACAAACCCUUCACUUCUCUUGAGGUAAGAAAACAAUUAUGAAUUGGGUAAAAAUCCAGAAAACUAUCCCUUUAAGACACAUUGAAAAAGCCUGUGCUUGUCUUGGUUGACAGAGUAUAUGAAAAUCCCCCCUUGAGUUUUUAGCCCUAUCGACUGCCCAAAUAUUUGCCACUAAAUUAAACAAGACAGGGUCAAGAGGAGCGCUAGCGACAAGGACAGCUAACACAGUGGAGUAAACCCGAUUUAUUAAGCGUGGGAGUGCAGCUGCUGGCCGAGGGAGAUUGAUUCCCUGAAGAAAUACUUAGCCCUUUGUUUCUCACAGUGUAAAGUGGCACUUUACACUAUAGUGUCCAACUGCCAGGGUCAAAUACAUUUCUGCUAUUGUCGUGUUAAUGGAAGAGAAACGCUAGCCUGGUCCCAGGCCUGCUUAUGCUGUCUUGCCAAUUCCUAUGGUGAAAGGAGUUGGCAAGUCAGCACAAACAGAUCUGAAACCAGGCUAUCUGAACAGUAUGUGUUUAUACAAACAUUGACCAGUUGCCAUUCAUCCUGUGAGGUGACUUUAAUUCACAACAAAGCUAAGCUGGACAAACAAAGCUAGUUUUGUUGCUGCUACAUUCACACCUUGCAGGUUAUUGUUAACCUGACACCCAUCCAGCCAACUUGGCUGGGAGUAGCAUAGCCUUAGAGAAAAUAACAUUGACAGGCUUCAGUAGGGCAGACCUGGGUUGAAAUUGUAUACUGAACAAAAAUAUAAACGCAACAUGCAACAAUUUCAACGAUUUUACUGAGUUACAGUUCAUAUAAGGAAAUCAGUCAAUUGAAAUGCAUUCAUUAGGCCCUGUUUUAUGGAUUUCACAUGACUGGGCAGGGACGCAGCCAUGGGUGGGCCUAGGAGGGCAUAGGCCCACCCAGUGGGGAGCCAGGUCCAGCCAAUCAGAAUGAGUUUUUCCCUACAAAAGGGCUUUAUUACAGACAGAAAUACUCCUCAGUUUCAUCAGCUGUCCGGGUGGCUGGUCUCAAAUGAUCCCGCAGAUGAAGAAGCCGGAUGUGGAGGUCCUUGGCUGGCGCGGUUACAUGUGGUCUGCGGUUGUGAGGCCGGUUGGAUGUACUGCCAAAUUCUCUAAAACAACAUUGGAGACAGUCUUAUGGUAGAGAAAUUAACAUUCAGUUCUCUGGCAACAGAUCUGGUGGACAUUCCUAUAGUCAGCAUGCCAAUUGAGUGCUCCCUCAAAACUUAAGACAUCUGUGGCAUUGUGUUGUGUGACAAAACUGCACAUUUAAGAGUGGCCUUUUAUUGUCCCCAGCAUAAGGUGCACCUUUGUAAUGAUCAUGCUGUUUAAUCAGCUUCUUGAUAUGCCACACCGGUCAGGUGGAUGGAUUAUGUUGUCAAAGGAGAAAUGCUCACUAACAGGGAUAUAAACACAUUUGUUCACAACAUUUGAGAGAAAUAAGCUUUUUGUGCGUAUGGAACAUUUUCGGGGAACUUUUAUUUCAGCUCCUGAAACAUGGGACCAACACUUUACAUGUUGCGUUCAUAUUCUUGUUCAGUAUAUUUGCUUUCUUUCAAAACGAUUUAAUCUCUUUUGAUUGAGCCUGCAUGGAGUGCCAUGUGGGCUGUGUUUACAUUUUAACGAUCAUUCCAUUGGUUGCAUUGUGCUAGGCUGUUUCUCAACAUUGACCCAGCUGAAGGUGGUUCCAUUGUGCUAGGCUGUUUCUCAACAUUGACCCAGCUGAAGGUGGUUCCAUUGUGCUAGGCUGUUUCUCAACAUUGACCCAGCUUCAGGUGGUUCCAUUGUGGUAGGCUGUUUCUCAACAUUGACCCAGCUGAAGGUGGUUCCAUUGUGCUAGGCUGUUUCUCAACAUUGACCCAGCUGAAGGUGGUUCCAGUGUGCUAGGCUGUUUCUCAACAUGACCCAGCUAGGUGGUUCCAUUGUGUAGGCUUUUUACAUUGACCCAGCUGAAGGUGGUUCCAUUGUGCUAGGCGUUUCUCAACAUUGACCCAGCUGACAGUGGUUCCAUUGUGCUAGGCUGUUUCUCAACAUUGACCCAGCUGACAGUGGUUCCAUUGUGCUAGGCUGUUUCUCAACAUUGACCCAGCUGAAGGAGGUUCCAUUGUGCUAGGCUGUUUCUCAACAUUGACCCAGCUGAAGGUGGUUCCAUUGUGCUAGGCUGUUUCUCAACAUUGACCCAGCUGAAGAUGCCUACAUACAGGGCACUACACUCUUAGAAAAAUGGUUCCAACCAAGGGUUCUGCAGCUGUCCCUGUAAGAUAACCAUUUUUGGUUCCAGAUAGAACUAUUUUGUGUGCCAUGUAGAACCCUCUGGGUUUCUACAUGGAAUCCAAAAGGGUUCUACCUGGAACCAAAAGGGGUUCUUCGAAGGGUUCUCCUAUGGGGACAGCAGAAUAACCCUUUUUGGUUCUAGAUAGCUCCAUUUUUCUAAGAGUGUACAGUAGCAGACUCAACUAAUGUAGCUCCCAGGGAGGUCCUUCCCUUCCCCCCCCCUUUUCCCCCCUCCUUGGCCUGGAUACGUCUAUGGCCUGGAUGCCUGGCAUUGCUGGAGAGCCUGGUGUCUUAACAGGGAAUCUGUGCACAGCCCUCUGCUUCCUGAUUCCACAGACAGACAGGCUGACGUGCUACAUCAAUGUCAGGUCAGGUGUGGCCCAAGCUAGCGGCUAACACUGGGGUAAAUUAAGUAGACUGCUAGGACACAAGCUGGGGAGGGAGAGCCAGGGGUUAGAGUUCAGAGGUCAAGUGUCGCGCUUGUGGAACUGUAUCAGUGUAUCGUACCCAAAUUGAGAUGUCGGCAAUUACGUUUUAUCGAUCCUAUUUUUCUUUGAUGAUAACAUGCGUGUUAUCACCAGAUUUUGUAGUUGUCAAAAUGUAAUUUUUCAUAGGCUCCUUAAUCUAAAAAUCAUGUUUGACAAGUUAAACCUGGUCAAUAGACCUUUGAGCGACAUUGAGUUAGACAGGAAGUACUGUGUUUCCCCAUGUUUCCAUUUGACCUGUGACCUUUUAGCAGGGGGGCGGCUUGGCAUUUCAGUAUUUAAGGCAGUAUGACCACAGUUAUGUCAGUAGAGACUGAGGGUUAUUUCAGUAGUGGCUGUGUCACUGUGCCACGACAGAGGGGCCCCAGGGUCGUGUGUGUGUGCGUGCGUCCCAGCAUUUACACGGCAAUUGCAUCAGAAACAGCUGAAGAUACCCCCCACUCUUGACCCCCCCCCCCCCCCCCCCCCCCCCGCCCACACACACAUACACACCUCCACCACACCCUCGCUCUGUGACUGCCAAUCAAAUGGCCUGAAUUAGCAGAGUUGAGUACAGUAGACAGAAUGGACCUAAUAUAUACAGUGUACUGCAGUGUAUGAAUGUAUUUUUGUUCUAAUUCAUCAAAAAACACAGAGUCCAUUUGUGUUUUGUCUCUAUCCAAAUGAUAUCGUUUUUUUUUUAAGGUUUGAUAGUGAUUUUCAUGCUCUUAUAAAGAGUUGGUCAAACCUGUCUGAGAACGUAUUCAACUGCCUGGUAGGUGUGCUGAAUAACAGCCAAAUAUCCCAGAGGAUAUUGCUCUUCUCCCUACUAUAUAUCAUUAUCAACAAAAUAGCUCUUUUUUAUUCUCUGUCCAUGUAGCACACACACACACACACACACACACACACACACACACAUACACACAGUCUUGUACAGCUAACCUUGUGGGGAAACACAAUUCAGUCCCAUUCAAAAUCCUAUUUUCCCUAAACCUAACCCUAACCCGUACUCUUACCCUUACCCUAACUCUAACCUUAACCCAAAAACCUAACCUUAACCCUAAACCUAACCCUAGCACCUAACCCUAAAACCAACCCUAGCUCCUAACCCUAACCCUUAUCAUAAUUCUAACACUAAUUCUAACCUUAACCCUAAACCCCCUAUAAAUAGCAUUUGACCUCGUGGGUACUAACAAAAUGUCCCCAGUUGGUCAAAUUUUGGUUCGUUUACAAUUCUUGUGGGGACUUCUGGUCCCCACAAGAAUAGUUAAACACGUCCACAUACACACGCACGCACGCACGCACGCACACACGCACACACGCACACACACACACACACACACACACACACACCACACACUUUUAUGAAUUUGGCUAAUACCUCUUGAUUUCUCUUUUUCUCUUUGCUCCCCUAGUUCCACGUAACAAUGGUCACAACACCGUCUUGGGGGUGGACUUUGACAUUGAGCUGGGCAACACGGCCGACGAAGCGAAGGAUGACGCAGGUAAACAGAAACAUUUGUCAAACCCUAACCAUCUCCACGCUUCCUAACACUUCCUACAGAGGACGUAGCUCAAACGAUGAUGGACGAGUUCAAUUCGCCAGCCCAGAUUAAAUUCUGCAGUGUUCUGCAACGCUUUGGAAAAAGGCUGCAAAGGGAAAGAUAUGAUAGUGGACCAGGUGUGUUUUUGAUGCGCUGUCACGGGAAAGUGACAGGUGAAAUUCAUCCUGCUCAUUUAUAUGAUACCUACCCAGAAUGCAUUGCUUCAUGAUUGAUUGAUUGAUUGGUUGAGUUGAAGGUUUAAUGUACCGAUCACAGGAGGUUGGUGGCACCUUAAUCGGGGAGGACGGGCACGUGGUAAUGGCUGGAGCGGAAUCGGUGGAAUGGUUUCCAUGUGUUUGACGCCAUUCCAUUUGCUCCGUUCCAGUCAUUAUUAUGAGCCGUCCUCCCCUCAGCAGCCUCCACUGGUACCGAUGCGGCAGUUAGACAAACACACUGACGCACGCACACACACACACUUGAAUAAGGAAGAGCAGUGUAUGCUUUGUACUUGAGAGCAUUAUACACCACAUCUGGGGCUUGCUUAUGUGUUUUAUUGAUGUCAAUAGAACACUAUUUCAAUUGCCUAAUGAUUCCACUAUGGGCUUAUAUUGGCUCUCCGUACUUCAUCAGAUCAGCGGUUUGCCAUGGAACAGGGCUUUCAUCGGCUCAGAGAAUGAUCCUGCGGUGCUUUUCACAACCCUAUUUUCAGGGUCAAAUUGAUGAAUGCUAGUUUCAUCUCAGACCCAAUUUGUACUUGCGACGCAUGAAUUAAUAUGGCUUAUGUCCAAAACAAAUAAAUCUAAAUCAAGAUGAUCAUUCGUAUUCGAUUACUCACUGACAUGACCACAACGUAUUUGUUGAUGGUUUAUGGGGAGAAGCUAAAUUAAAUGAUGAUGUGGCUGACACACUUCGAUGAUCAUGCACACACACACAGAUGGAACACGCGCACACACACACGCACAGAUGCGAAUACACGAUGCAUUCACACAAGCACACAAGCAUACACACACAAGCACACACACAAAUCCACACACAUUAUGUAGUGAAAUGAAGGCUUACUUCAGAUCAUUCCCAUUUCAUCCAUCACGGCGCUCUCAGUCCACCGCUCUAGAGAAAUCAAUAUUUGCUGUUCUUGUUCGUUCACCACCUUUCUACGUCUUUCACAUCUCCUGUAAGUUCUUUCAUGUACAUAAGAGAGAAUGGAAUCUAUUUUGCAUCCGUUGGAAUCAAAGGCACACAGCAGGAGUGAUUUGAGCUACGUUCACGCAAGGAGAGCCUUUGUGUGAGCUACGUUCAAGCAAGGAGAGCCUUUGUGUGAGCUACGUUCAAGCAAGGAGAGCCUUUGUGGGGAAAAGGUACUUGAAAUAUGUGAAACAAUGUUGUUUAAAUUCGUCUUCAGAGGCUGGCUACCUGAGCUGCUCCUUUGAUAACGGCCUUUGCGGUUGGAUCCGGGACAAAGAUGGCGACCUGCACUGGGAGACCACACCGGACCCAUCUGGUAAGAACCAGAGUUCACUUAUUUAGACUUUACUUUUUGCUAGCCAGAUUAAUGCAACCAGAUUAUUCUGGACAUCGCUAAAUAACUAGGUAAACAUUUUCUAAACUGUUCAGAGGAAACAACAUUUCCUUAGGGAAGGUGAAAAUGAGAUGCAUGUCAACUUCAAAAAAGUUAACUAACCCUUUAACCUCACUUUUGCAUUCAGAUACUAACAUUUAAAUGAUAAGCACAGAGAUUUUCUAUUCAUUUUAAAACAUUGGCUCUAAAAGUGUGUUGCUGGUUUUAUACUGGAAGGUCUGAUACUUGGUAGAACUAGCUGUGGUUAUUAUUCAUUAAAGAAACAAAUGCCUUUUGAAGCGACUGCAUUAUUCAACAGUAUUCAAAAUGUAGUCAUUGACAUCCCACUUCAAAACAAAACACUUGAUUACAGGAGGACAGUUGGUUUUUUGCAAUGGUUUCACUCAAUCAUAUGUCAAGAGUAAAUUUAAUUCAGCCUAGUCUGACUUUAUUUAGUAGUAUAACUUUAGAGUCCCAGGAGGACAGUUUGGGGGGUUUGCCAAAUUAAUUUCAAUGAGGACAAUAUUCUGUAAAACGGAGCUGCCAAUAAGAAAAGGAUGAAGCCAUCUGAUUGUGACACAUGCAACUGAAAACCAAAACCAGUGAUCUUAUUGGACAAUUUCAAGUAGCAUCUCCUUAGUUCUAAACGUUUUCCCCCGUUUUCUCCUAUUGAACACUACCCUGAUUGUGAUGUCACUUCCUCUUCCUCUUCCUCUCCACAGGUGGAAAAUACCUCACCAUCCCAGAGGUGGGCAACAAGAGGAGUGGGCGAGGGGCGCGCCUGGUCCUCCCGUUGACCCCUCCCUGGAACGACGGUAACCUGUGCCUGUCGUUCCGCCACAAGCUGGCAGGGCACCACGUGGGUAUGCUCCAGGUGUUUGUGAAGAAAGGGAAGCAGUACAGCCCGGCCGUGUGGGGAAGGACGGGAGGCAGCGGCUGGAGACAUACCCAGAUCACACUGUGGGGCAUGGGACUGGAGAGUGUGAGUAUACAGUAGAGUACACAUAUGAAUGAAUAAAGAAUGAAAGAGAGAGAGAGAGAGUAGAGAGAGAGAGAGAGCGAGAGCGACGAGAGCGGAUAGCAUAUAUAGGAGAGUAGGCUAGGAGCAUGCGCUAAUAUGAGACUAGAUAGCGAGCAUACGAGACUAUCUAGAUGUGAGAGCAGCGAUAUAGAUCCUGCUAUAUCAGGGCUUUAUUAUCUGAAGUAGAUUAGAUAGUCUAUCAUCUCUCUAUCAUACUAGAGCAUAGAACUCGAUCCUCUUCCUCUCGAUCUCUUCUAGUAGAGUGCCUCCUGAUUGGCGUAGCGGUCUAAGGCAGUGCUGAGGCGCCACUACAGCCUCGGGUUCCAUCCCAGGCUGUGUCACAGCCGGCCGUGCCCGGGAGACCCAUGGGGCGGUGCACAAUUGGCCCAGCAUCGUCCGGGUUAGGGGAGGGUUUGGCUGGCCGGGAUUUCCUUGUGGCGGGCCGGGCGCCUGCAAGCUGCCUUUGGUCAUCAGUUGGACGGUGUUUCCUCCAUUGUCAUCAUGGUACAGGACAGGCUUCACAGAUAUUUAAGAGGAAGCGUUGUGUCAAAAGCAGUGCGGCUUGGCAUGGUCAGUGUUUACAGAGGUACGCUAUGGCUAAUCGCCUUCGCAUCUCCGAGUCGUGUAAGGGGAGUUGCAACAGAUAACUAGAUCGUAACUAACAAUUGGAUAUCAGAGAACAGGGGUAAGAGUACAAACAUAUACAUAAUAGAGAGUUAAAGCAGUAUACAGUAGUAUAUAGAGUAUAAAGCAGUAUACAGUAGUAUAUAUAGAGUAUAAAGCAGUAUACAGUAGUAUAUAGAGAGUGUAAAGCAGUAUACAGUAGUAUAUAAAGCGUGUAAAGCAGUAUACAGUAGAUAAUAGAGAGUGUAAAGCAGUAUACAGUAGUAUAGAGAGUUAAACGAUACGUGUAAAGAAGUGAAAGCAGUAUACAGUAGUAUAUGAAAGCGUGUAAAGCAGUAUACAGUAGUAUAUAGAGAGUAUACAGUAGUGUAUAGAGUAUAAAGCAGUAUACAGUAGUAUAUAGAGAGUGUAAAGCAGUAUACAGUGGUAUAUAGAGAGUGUAAAGCAGUAUACAGUGGUAUAUAGAGAGUAUAAAGUAGUAUACAGUAGUAUAGAGAGAGUGUAAAGCAGUAUACAGUAGUAUAGAGAGAGUGUAAAGCAGUAUACAGUAGUAUAUAGAGAGUGUAAAGCAGUAUACAGUAGUAUAUAGAGAGUGUAAAGCAGUAUACAGUAGUAUAUAGAGAGUGUAAAGCAGUAUACAGUAGUAUAUAUAGUGUAAAGCAGUAUACAGUAGUAUAUAGAGAGUGUAAAGCAGUAUACAGUAGUAUAUAGAGAGUGUAAAGCAGUAUACAGUAGUAUAAAGAGCAUGUAAAGCAGUAUACAGUAGUAUAUAGAGAGUAUAAAGCAGUAUACAGUAGUAUAUAGAGUGUAAACCAGUAUACAGUAGUAUAUAGAGUAUAAAGCAGUAUACAGUAUUAUAAGAGAGAGUAUAAAGCAGUAUACAGUAGUAUAUAGAGAGUGUAAAGCAGUAUACAGUAGAUUAGAGAGAGUGUAAAGCAGUAUACAGUAGUAUAUAGAGAGUGUAAAGCAGUUUACAGUGGUAUAUAGAGAGUGUAAAGCAGUAUACAGUAGCAUAUAUAGAGAACACCUUCCAAAUAUUGAGUUGCACCCCCUUUUUCCCACAGAACAGCCUCAAUUCGUUGAAAGCGUUCCACAGGGAUGCUGGCCCAUGUUGACUCCAAUGCUUCCCACAGUUGUGCCAAGUUGGCUGGAUGUCCUUUGGGUGGUGGACCAUUCUUGAUACACACGGGAAACUGUUGAGAUUUAAAAACCCAGCAGCAUUGCAGUUCUUGACACACUCAAACCGGUGCGCCUGGCACCUACUACCACACCCCGUACAAAGGCACUUAAAUCUUUCGUCUUGCCCAUCCACCCUCAAUGUCAUACAUACACAAUUCAUGUCUCAAUUGUCUCAAGGCUUUAAAAUCCUUCCUCCCCUUCAUCUACACUGAUUGAAGUGGAUUUAACAAGUAACAUCAAUAAGGGAUCGUAGCUUUCACCUGGUCAGUCUAUGUCAUGGAAAGAGCAGCUGUUCCUAAUGUUUUUUAUACUCAAUGUAUAAAGUAUAAAGCAGUAUACAGUAGUAUGUCUGACACCAACAUCACACUUGACUUGUCUUUUCCAUCUGUGACUGACCUGUAGCAACAACUGGUACAUUGGUUAUUGGAGUGUAUGUUUGAAUCAUGGUUGUCCUCAAUUGAUGUUCUACUACUACGCUAUGGAGGAACUAUGAUUGUCGGAGAGUACCCUGUCGGAAAGUACCCUGGUGAAGAGCUCCUGGCUUUCUCCCUGGCUAACCAUCGAUGCCCGCCUCCUCUCAAGCCAUACCAGAAACUGCCUUUCUCCCUGACUAACCAUUGAUGCCCACCUCCUCUCAAGCCAUACCAGAAACGGCCUUUCUCCCUGGCUAACCAUCGAUGCCCCCCUCCCCUCAAGCCAAACAAGAAACUGCCUUUCUCCCUGGCUAUCCAUCGAUGCCCCCCUCCCCUCAAGCCAUACCAGAAACUGCCUUUCUCCCUGGCUAACCAUCGAUGCCCCCCUCCCCUCAAGCCAUACCAGAAACUGCCUUUCUCCCUGGCUAACCAUCGAUGCCCCCCUCCCCUCAAGCCAUACCAGAAACUGCCUUUCUCCCUGGCUAACCAUCGAUGCCCCCCUCCCCUCAAGCCAUACCAGAAACUGUCUUUCUCCCUGACUAACCAUCAAUGCCCCCCUCCUCUCAAGCCAUAGCAGACUGCCUUUCUCCCUGGCUAACCAUCGAUGCCCCCCUCCUCUCAAGCCAUAGCAGACUGCCUUUCUCCCUGGCUAACCAUCGAUGCCCCCCUCCCCUCAAUCCAUAGCAGACUGCCUUUCUCCCUGGCUAACCAUCGAUGCCCCCCUCCCCUCAAGCCAUACCAGAAACUGCCUUUCUCCCUGGCUAACCAUCGAAGCCCCCCUCCCCUCAAGCCAUACCAGAAACUGUCUUUCUCCCUGACUAACCAUCAAUGCCCCCCUCCUCUCAAGCCAUAGCAGACUGCCUUUCUCCCUGGCUAACCAUCGAUGCCCCCCUCCUCUCAAGCCAUAGCAGACUGCCUUUCUCCCUGGCUAACCAUCGAUGCCCCCCUCCCCUCAAGCCAUAGCAGACUGCUUUUCCAUACUACCUUGGUCUGAAGCUGACUAGUCACAUUCCAUUUUGAUAAUUAGUUGUACCAGUUUUUUUGUUUUGUUUUUGCUUCUCAAGUGCUUUGAGAUUACAUUUUGUAAUGAAAAGUGCUAUAUAAGCUAAAUAACGUAUUUCUUGUACUGCGUUGUUGUUCCCAGGUGAUCCUGAAGGGGGAGCGCGGGCGCGGCCGGAGCGGAGAGAUGGCUGUGGAUGACAUCACCUUGAGAAAAGGCUCCUGCACCGAUGAGCACAAUCUGAAGAGCCAUUAAUACACACAGCAGAGAGAGAGACAGAGAAAGAAGGAAGGAAAGGUGUGGAGAGGAGAUAGAGCCCAGGGAGGAGCAGACUCUGAUUGGACCCCCAUACAGGGUCCAAGAGCACCUCUGGGGAGAAGGGGCAUUUCUGUCUGCCUGUCCACCAACAAGAGGACUGCACCAAACCUGUCCACCAAUUACAAGACUGUACCAAACCUGUUCACCAAUAAGAAGACUGAACCAAACCUGUCCACCAAUAAGAAGACUGAACCAAACCUGUCCACUAAUAAGAAGACUGAACCAAACCUGUCCACCAAUAAGACUGAACCAAGCCCGUCCACCAAUAACAAGACUGCACCAAAACUGUCCACCAGUAAGAAGACUGCACCAAACCACAUGGGAGAAAGAGGGUCCCCCAUGAGAUCCCCCACCACCCCUACCCUCUCUCUCCAACUCUCCAUCACCCGGUUCCUCACUAUUAACCUGUGCAUGCCCCGG
This is a messenger RNA of Coregonus sp. 'balchen', 42773 nucleotides long. The record is from the annotation of a GenBank genome assembly. Lineage: Eukaryota; Metazoa; Chordata; Actinopteri; Salmoniformes; Salmonidae.